AAGGAGGAAGAUAACGAACACGUUGGUUCGUACUACAUCCAAUAAUGCUCAGGAAUCCAAAAGUCUAUAAGCACUUACUUUUUUUCAAUCCAUAUAAGUAUGUAUAUAAGUUAGUCCGAUGGUUAGGCAUAUCCAAGAACAAUCGAGAGAACGCAAACCGUCAAACAUUUUACAACAUGUGUCAGACAAAAAGCUUCCAGCAAAAUAGGCACAGCCUUCAAAUAUUCGCAAUAUAAGAAGUAUUGAUGGAGGCAGUUAAAUUUUGUACCGUCUUAACAAUUAUAUUUAGAUUUCAUAAUCAUCGAAAUUCGGCCAAUUUACCGGAGGAGCGUAAAAUUCAUCUGGAGAAUCCGCAAGCGUUUAAUUUAUAGGUAAUAUCAGAAUUCGGAUACAGGUGCUGAAAUUACAGCGUCAGUUGUUUGUUAGGUACGAACUAUAAAUAAUAACAAGCGGACAGUGAGGAACAUGCGGACAAUGAAAAUCAUAUUUCAGAAGCAGAACCUGGAAAGUUGUAUACUAUGAUAAGCUAUAUAAAGCAAUCAGAAAGUAUUUUUGACAAAAACAUUAUAGGAGCUGUUAGUGCUCUUGGAUCAUUUUUAGUUGUACUGCGUUCGUUUAUUGUCAAUUCAAGGGUUGAGAGAAGAACUCUCAAUAGAGUUUCUGUUACAAAUUGGUUGACUUCUGGUGUUCCACCUUUUCUUUUAUUGAUGGGAUUGUUGAUUACUCACGUUGCUGCUGUACAAUAUUAAGGGUUUGACCCCUAUUUCAGUUCUUUAUCAACAGCACCUUCAUAUCCUAAAGAUAAUUUCAAUAUACAAGCAUUUUCUGAGCAAAGUCUACCAGAUAGAGAUGAAAGAUUGGAACCUUGGUUGAGAGAGUACAUAAAUAUGAAUUAUUCUCCUUGUGAGUCUCUGGGUACGUGUUAUGAAGACAUGAAGUUGUUGAGUAGUUAUAAUAGGACCUCGGAGACUAGGAUAACAACGCGAUCUGUGUCUAGGCAACAAUGGUGUUCUAUGGGGAAUACGGCAUUUGUUAAUCAAUUCGCUAGUUUUAGCUAUACAACUGUAGGGGCUUUCUGUGCGUUAGGUGCAUCAAUGGGGAAUCCGAUACCAUGUGCUUUUUCUUUGGUCUUUGGUUUCGCCACUUUUAUGAUGCAGCAGGAAGCGCAACGCAUUAGUGCUAACGGAGCUGAGGUGGUUUAUCCCAAUUCACAAGGGCAGUUCAACGACAUUGAAACUAUGACUAAGAGGAAUGUAUAUACAGACCCAAGCGGUAACGUAUAUGAUCUUAUUUGGUACAACCCGGACAAAAGGGAUAGCCUUUCUUAUACUAGAGGCAAUAUUCUUCUGCAGACAAUAGGUUACUUACAGAGUGAUGGCUCAGGACAGCUGAUUUUGUACACCACUUCAUUAGUUACGCACCUAAUGAGGAUCACCUCGGUCACUUGAAUAAAAGGAUGUCUGGUAAACCUGAAGCUUUCGAGUUCGUUUAUGAGUAUAAUGUGAAUAAUGUAGCCGUAUCAGACAUGACUAAGGGUGAUGAUGCAAUAGGCAACGAAGCCGAGCAAAUGGCAGAGAUGUGGAAUUCAGAAGAAAAUAAUGACAAAACUCAUUUAUGUCAAGCUGUAUAUUCUGACAACGGCAAGCUUUAUAACAAACGAACUAUAUUAACUAAGGACGGUAUAUUCCAUAGUGGUGAAUUAGAUUCAUAUAAAAACAAUGUGUGUACAGUC
This is a messenger RNA of Wallemia mellicola CBS 633.66, 1732 nucleotides long. RefSeq lists its product as hypothetical. The transcript has 3 exons. The record is from RefSeq and is a predicted model, not a curated record. Lineage: Eukaryota; Fungi; Basidiomycota; Wallemiomycetes; Wallemiales; Wallemiaceae. The coding region runs from base 888 to 1448 and encodes 186 amino acids.